This is a messenger RNA of Ricinus communis (castor bean), 1294 nucleotides long. RefSeq names its product proteasome subunit alpha type-1-B. Gene Ontology annotation, cellular component: proteasome core complex, alpha-subunit complex; proteasome core complex. The transcript is spliced from 2 exons. Gene Ontology annotation, biological process: ubiquitin-dependent protein catabolic process. The coding region runs from base 254 to 1084 and encodes 276 amino acids. The record is from RefSeq and is a predicted model, not a curated record. Lineage: Eukaryota; Viridiplantae; Streptophyta; Magnoliopsida; Malpighiales; Euphorbiaceae.
AUGGAUGUACCGUACCGUAAUAGUUCAGCUCUGUCCCGUGCAACAAGUCACCGUAGUCUAACCAAGCUUGAACAAAAAGAAAAAGAAAAGAAAAGAAAACCUGCAAUUGUUAAAAAUACAACAUCACUCUCUUCUUCUUAGCAACACUCUAAUUCAGAGACAAAUCGCACAGGCACAUACUCAUAAAUUAAAGAACAGAGUGGUGUGUGUUAGUUGAGUGUGAAACGACAGCGUAGAUUUAGAAAGAAAAAAAAUGUUCAGGAACCAAUACGAUACAGACGUUACCACAUGGAGCCCAGCCGGACGGCUAUUCCAGGUGGAGUACGCAAUGGAAGCCGUAAAGCAAGGGUCAGCGGCAAUCGGACUCCGAUCCAAGACUCACGUGGUACUCGCGUGCGUUAACAAAGCUAACUCUGAGCUCUCAUCUCACCAGAAGAAGAUCUUUAAAGUCGAUGACCACAUAGGCGUCGCUAUUGCCGGUCUCACUGCCGACGGUCGCGUUCUCUCACGAUACAUGCGAUCCGAAUGCAUUAAUUACAGUUUCACCUACGAGUCCCCACUUCCUGUUGGUCGGCUCGUUGUUCAACUCGCAGAUAAGGCUCAGGUCUGUACCCAACGCUCUUGGAAACGACCUUAUGGUGUUGGUCUUCUAGUAGCUGGCUUGGAUGAAUCUGGAGCUCACCUCUACUACAAUUGCCCUAGUGGGAACUACUUUGAGUAUCAGGCUUUUGCUAUUGGAUCUCGCUCACAAGCUGCAAAGACAUACAUGGAACGCAGGUUUGAGAACUUCAUGGACUCUUCACGGGAUGAUCUGAUCAAGGAUGCCCUCAUUGCAGUUAGGGAGACCUUACAAGGAGAAACCCUUAAGAGUUCCAUAUGCACAGUUGCUGUAGUAGGAGUUGGGGAGGCAUUCCAUGUACUGGAUCAGGAAACUGUACAGCAGUUAAUUGAUGCAUUUGAGAUUGUUGGAGAGCCAGAGGCUCCUGCUGCUGAACCUGAUGCUGCUGCUGAGGGUGGUGGUGGUGCUGCUGCUGACCAGGGUGGUGCUGCUGCUGAUGAGGGUGUGGCCCCAAUGGACAUAUGAGGAUGCAAACAACAAUAGCUGCUUCUCUCCUAGUCUUGAGUUGAUCUUCACAAAUGUGCUUGGAAAAUUUAGUUGAAAAUGAAUGGCACCGCGGAAGACAUUUUGUGUUGGAUUUUCUUUAUGCAAUUUAUCUUUGCCUCAUUGGUGCAGACAUUUUUAUGUUAGCUUCUGGUUAUAUUAAUACUAAAAAACUAAAGGAGAUUCACUCAA